This is a messenger RNA of Micropterus dolomieu (smallmouth bass), 1009 nucleotides long. RefSeq names its product EMILIN-1-like. The record is from RefSeq and is a predicted model, not a curated record. The transcript has 5 exons. Lineage: Eukaryota; Metazoa; Chordata; Actinopteri; Centrarchiformes; Centrarchidae. The annotation marks the transcript as partial.
AAAACUUUUGCAAACUAAACCCCUGCUAGGUGGCGGUUCUGGUAGCACUGGUGGUACCAGUGGACGUGGACCUGGGUUGGAUGCUGAGAAGCCUCUAGAUGGCCACAGCGUGAUCGGAGGCUCCAUCAACAACAACCAGCUGAAGACACUGCAGGGCGAGCUGUCCGAGGUCAUCCUCACCUUCAGCUCCAUCAACGAUACCCUGAAGGGGCUCGAACACACGGUGCAGAAACACGGCAGCGUCAUCACCGACCUUGGAAACACCAAGGAUAAGAUCAUCUCUGAGCUGGACAAAAUCCAGCAGGAGGUGACGGAGCACAUCGAGGAGAGCGGGGAGCGCCUGGACGGGAUGGGUCGGGAUGUCCAGCGGUUCGAGAGCACGCUGCUGGUGGAAAUAGGAGACUGUAAGAGGUCUGGAGAAGGGUUGGAGAAGAGGCUGUCGAAGCUGGAGGGAGUCUGUGGGAGGUUGGACGGUGUCUCUGACUCCAUCCUCAAGAUCAAGGAAGGACUGAACCGACAUGUGUCGAGCUUGUGGACGUGUGUUUCUGGUCUGAAUGACUCAGUCGUCCAACACGGAGGAAUCAUGGACUUCAUUCAGAAGAACCAGGAAGAGGUCUACAGCAAGAUGAAGAAUCUGAACUCGAGCCUGAACCAGGUCUUCAAAGAGCUGCAGAGUUUCUCUGAGCGCGAGAUGACCGGCCUGCCGGGACCCCAAGGGCCCCCUGGACCCCCGGGAGAGAGAGGCAUCAAUGGGCUGCCGGGUCCACGAGGGCCCCUCGGACCUCCUGGACGACAAGGUGAAAGUGGAGCGCGAGGUCUGCCCGGUCCCAAAGGUGAACGAGGUGCGUCAGGUACGUGGUUUUCCACAGCAGGAAACGUGUGUCUGUCAGUAGCGUUGGAUAACCUUUCUCAUUCUGAGACGCAACAGCAGCAGAUCUGUGAACAGUUUUAUAAUGACAGCGAGAGGCUCGACUGCAGAGUCACACAGACCCGUCACUGUCUGCUUUAA